Molecule: messenger RNA, 2195 nt
Organism: Aspergillus alliaceus
Lineage: Eukaryota; Fungi; Ascomycota; Eurotiomycetes; Eurotiales; Aspergillaceae
Product: Zn(II)2Cys6 transcription factor
Exons: 4
Coding region: 28-2106 (692 amino acids)
Biological process (GO): regulation of DNA-templated transcription
Molecular function (GO): zinc ion binding; DNA-binding transcription factor activity, RNA polymerase II-specific
Source: RefSeq, a predicted model, not a curated record
GGAAUACUAGGACUUCCCAGCAGGGUUAUGGACAUAGACUUACCCGUGGAAUUAUCUCCCACACGGUCAAGAUCACAGAGUCAGGACGACCCCGCUUUCAGACCUCCGACAAAUACUGCCCCCCCAAAACCACUAGGGAAUCGUCGACGGGCAGCCUGCCAAACUUGCAGGAGGAGAAAGGUCCGCUGUGAUAAUGCUAGGCCAACGUGUGGUUUCUGCCAAGGAAAUGGCAUGACUUGUGUGUAUAUUGAACGUGGAGAACUGACCAAGGAGGACCGGGAUUUGGGGAAAGUGAUUGAGCGACUUGAUAAUUUGUCACAUGCUGUUGAAAAUAUACAGUCAUUUCUUUUCUCAAAUGGUACCCCAACGUCGAGUGCGCCGUCCGCACCGCAGCUAAAGGGGAAAGAGUUCGACGUUUCAGAAGAAGACGCAGAGCCGUACAAGGACUACCUGCAAGUUCCAUCCAGUCGCGGUAGUGCGGACACGGUUCUCACAUGGCCCAUUUUUCACGGACGAUUUCGUGAAAAUGCACUCAUCACCACAGUAUUUCAGUCUCCUCACGGGGCGGAGAGUUCCGCCAUAGAGACAUGGGUUGUUCCAGACGGGUUCCAACCAACCAACGAGGAACGCAUUCCAGCAUUGGUUGACCAAUUCAUCCAAAAUGUGCACACGAAAAAUCCUAUAUUAGAUCUGGAAGCCCUAAUCCGUUGGGGCCGCCACGCUGCGGAGUUUGGACUUCAAUGGGAUGCCCAGUCCUGUCUUGUCCUGUUAGCUUGUGCAUUAGGCUGUAUCUCAAAACCUUUCACCCAUUCCAUGAAAGCGCCAUUGCAGGAAGAACGUGCCUCUGACCGAACAUCUUCAUUAGCUUCAGGCUUGAAAGAGGGGGAAACAUUCUUCGUGAUGGCUUGCCGGAGGGUUGGCCUUCUUCGUUACUCUGUGCUAGGUGCUCAAUGCCACUUCUUUGCUGGGGUUUAUCUUAUGUAUACAUUUCGCCCGCUAGCAGCUUGGAAUCACUUCUACCAAGCAUCAACAUAUUACCGACUGCGUCUGAGAAUGAUCGAUGGGUUGAACAUGGACGAUGAUGCUUCCACCGAUGAAGUUAUCCAGUGUGAGACCCCAGUGCUGCGACACAUGGAACAGAGCUUAUAUUGGUCAUGCUUUAAAUCUGAAGUCGAGAUACGAGUUGAGCUCCCAUUGCCACAGUCUGCGAUUGCCGAGUAUGAAUACCCGGCAUUAUUUCCGACCCCUCCUAAUCUGUCGGAUGACUAUCCGGAAGGUGGAUACAAUGGGACUGGAUGGUCAACAUCCUGGAAUCCCUCCAGACCAGCAAGCAGCAGCCAUGGCAAUCGAGCCCCGACACCAUUCGGCGUACGAAACCACAUAAUGCAGUUGUUCGACGAAGAACAAAGCUGGUACUACUACCUUACCGAAGUGGCGCUUCGACGUAUUGGAAACCGUGUUCUUAAUGCUUUUUACCGAAGGGGACAGUCCAUGUGGUCGGACAUCAAGCCUUUCAUUCCUCUGGCAUUAGAGUUCGAAACUCAGAUAAAUGCAUGGUCCGCCAACCUCCCUCCUGGAUUGCGACAUUACGAGAACAGCGCAAGUCCUGGUCACGCUAUGAAUAGCUUCCCCGAAGCACAAGACUCCAUAUCGCUGGAACUGAGUUGGGCGAUCGCGAAUCGAUUGCUGGAGAUUCGCCUCUGGCUGUACCAACCCUUUUUAUUUUUUAUCAUUCAUUAUCCACUCAGCACUGGACCGGAGGCGCAAGAAGCUCAAAACUCUUCGUUUACUAGCGAGGAGCUAGCAACUAUUUCCACUCUUGUCCAGUCAGGGAUGAACUGCGCCUUGAAGAUCUUAGAAGCAAGAUGCCUUCGCCACCGUCAUCAUGGCAUCUGGUUCGAUUUGCGCGCGCUGGUGACUAGCUCUCUUAUAGUGAUCGCUGCAGUGAAGAGUGGCAACCUUGAAGUACCCGGAAUUGACCGUCGGAUACAUCUAAAGAGCCAUUUUGAUAGUAUACUGGAAGCUCUCAGCUAUUGGGAAGAUGAAGCUCCGGAUAUUAAGAAGGCCCGCCGUACCCUGGAGGGCUUGCUUACAGAAGUGAGCUAAUCAUCAUCACUAUCACUAUAAUGGCAACCAAGUGGCUAGCUAAUUCGUCCGCCUUAAUGCGUCUUUCUAGUGUCCUAUAACUCCAUGAA